GGCUGCGUACAGAGAAAGGAGAGAAACAUGGCGGGGCGCGGGAAAAGAAAAUCCAAAUCUGCAGCACAGGUGAACAGACAGACCAAGCGGGCACGGCCUGAAGAGGUGGAGCCAGAGGCAGGAUCUAAUCAGAAGGUGGAAUCAUCAGUACCUGAGCAGGUGAGAGAGGAGGUGGAGCAUUUGUACAGUCUACGUAUGCCACUCGACUUCUACCACUUCUGGGAUUUUUGCAGCCAACUGUGCCCGGAUAACCCGCAAGAUGCCCUACUGGACUCUGUGGGUGUGCGGUUAGUUGGGCCGUAUGAUGUUGUGUGUGGUAAACACACUCGCGUGUCAACACCCAACUUUCACCUGCACUGGAGACAUUACUACGACCCACCUGAGUUUCAGACCGUCCUCCAGGGGGACACGCCCACUCAGCUGCACCUGGGAUAUUACAGAGAUAGUCCUGAUGCCCUGCCGGUGUUUGUGGGGGAGAACGAGGCAAAGAAGGGCUGUACCAUCACACAGUUGGGGGAGAACCUCUUUGCUGCAGUGUUGCUAUUAAUAGACAGGAAGAAGUGUGAGCGAGGUGGGCGGGGCAAUGAAGCGCUGGAGAAAUUGGAGGUGGAGUUAAAGAAGGAGGCGGAGCAUCUGGGUUUACCACUGGAGCAGAAAACCAAAGCCAUGAAGCAGAGAGACAGGAAGGUGGUCAGUAAGACAUUUCAUGGUGCCGGCAUUGUGGUGCCUGUGGAUAAAAACGAUGUGGGAUAUCGAGAGCUUCCUGAGACUGAUGCUGGACUGAAGAGGAUCUGUAAGGCCAUAGUGGAAGCUGAGGAUGAUGAGGAGAGAAUGAAAGCCUUCGCCCCUCUACAGGAAAUGAUGACGUUCGUGCAGUUUGCUAAUGACGAGUGUGAUUACGGCAUGGGCUUCGAACUCGGCAUCGAUCUCUUCUGUUACGGCUCACAUUAUUUCUCGAAGGUGAUUGGCCAGCUGCUGCCCAUGGCAUACACCCUGCUUCAGAGAGGAGUGUUUGCUGACAUCAUAAAGACUCACCUUGCUAACCGUUCCCAUGACAACCUUGAUCAGCUGGCAGCUGAAUGAGAGGGUGGAGUCACGUCCAUGUAUGUGUUUAUUUUGGGGCAGAACAAAUACACAUCAGUGGUCAUCUGACGUGUGUGUGUGUGUGUGUGUGU
This is a messenger RNA of Ictalurus furcatus (blue catfish), 1175 nucleotides long. Its product is annotated as histone PARylation factor 1. The record is from RefSeq and is a predicted model, not a curated record. Gene Ontology annotation, biological process: DNA damage response; regulation of protein ADP-ribosylation. The coding region runs from base 28 to 1083 and encodes 351 amino acids. Gene Ontology annotation, cellular component: nucleus. Lineage: Eukaryota; Metazoa; Chordata; Actinopteri; Siluriformes; Ictaluridae. Gene Ontology annotation, molecular function: histone binding; poly-ADP-D-ribose binding. The transcript has 8 exons.